Molecule: messenger RNA, 1506 nt
Organism: Eutrema salsugineum
Lineage: Eukaryota; Viridiplantae; Streptophyta; Magnoliopsida; Brassicales; Brassicaceae
Exons: 3
Coding region: 118-690 (190 amino acids)
Molecular function (GO): protein binding
Source: RefSeq, a predicted model, not a curated record
ACGCUCUUUACGCUCCUCGUCACUUGGCUUUGCACAGACAAAUCUACUAGAAGAAUCCUUUAGCCUUCUUCUUCUUCAAAACUCUCUCUCUCUUUCUCUUUACUUAUCUCUCUAGUUAUGGUUAUUUCUCCGAUGAACUCCACAAUCAAAUUUCUCUGUAGCUAUGGCGGGAAAAUCCUACCUCGUUAUCCAGACGGGAAGCUCCGUUAUAACGGCGGUCACACCCGCGUCCUCGCCGUUCCUCGCUCCGUCUCCUUUUCCGAGCUAGCGUCGAAGAUGGCGGAGAUGUGCGGAUCCACCGUAACAAUCCGGUGUCAGCUCCCGACGGAAGAUCUCGACGCGCUCGUUUCCGUUACUUCCGAUGAAGAUCUGGCGAAUCUAAUCGAGGAGUACGACCUCGUUUCCUCCUCGUCGCCGUCGCCGAUGAAGAUCAGAGUCUUCCUAAAUCCGCCAAAAUCCUCAAAAUCGACGAUCUCGCCUCCUCCGUUAGCGUUACCGUCGUCUUCGACCACCUCUUCCACCACUUCAUCUACUUCAUCGAGUCCUAGAUCUCCGUCGCUGUCAAAACCACCGCUACCUCCGUCGCCGCCGAGAUUAACGACGGCGAAGAAUCCGUGCUAUGGUUGUUAUGUCCACCACCGUAACUCGAGAAAUAUCUACCUCGUCCACAACGGAAAUCACUGGCAAUAACCCCAAGCCCCCAAUCAGAUUCAGAAAAAAAAAAUAAAAAUGUGAAGAAGAAUCGAAUAUACAAUCUUCGUUUAAAAAUGUAAAAGAGAAAGAAAAAGUAGUAGAAGGUUACGUGAUCUUCUCUAUUACGAUGAUGACCGUCACCAUUAAUGAAAUCCUCCUAAAAAAGCUUUUCUUUUGUGUUGGUGAAUUGGGUGAGUUCGUUUAAUUCCUUUUUUUUUUUUUUAAUCCUCACUUUCACUUUUUUUUUUUUCAUCACUCCGUUGCGUUUUUGCCGUCAACGUUAACCACCUGUCUUGGAACCUUCGAGCCUCGUUAGUCGUAACCGUUCAGCCACGUGUCACCUCUAACUUAUCUACUCUUCCGUUACUUUACUCUUGUUAUGUUGCGUCGCCACCGUCGAUCUCUCACGUCAUUAUAUGUACCGUCUGUUUCCCGUUAAAUCACCUUUUUUUAACGGAUUUAACGAACACUUUUUCCUUUUGUUUUUUUAAUUGUUUUUUUUUUUUCACUAAGCUUUCUUUAACACUUGCUUUUGUGUGUGGUAUAUAUAUAUUCAGGUUUUUUUUUUGGUUGGUAAAAUUCAAUUUCUGUUGAACUAACAUUUACAAUCACCCUCUGUCACAUCUGCAGGUAAUUUUCUACAUUCUUAAAAAAAUCGAGACAAGGCUUGGUCGACUUUCUCGUCUAUGAUAAAUGGGAUAAGCUUGGAAAAUUUGAGGAGAAAGACAAAUUAAAAUGAAAGAUUAAAAAUGUUGGGAAUAAAUGAAGGAGAGGUGAUAAUGAAUGAUGAUAAGAUUCGAUUUUUAAUCAAAA